Messenger RNA from Mus caroli (Ryukyu mouse), 4505 nucleotides. It is a transcript of the gene Ints8, whose product is annotated as integrator complex subunit 8. Gene Ontology annotation, biological process: snRNA 3'-end processing. Lineage: Eukaryota; Metazoa; Chordata; Mammalia; Rodentia; Muridae. Gene Ontology annotation, cellular component: integrator complex. The record is from RefSeq and is a predicted model, not a curated record.
GGAUCCGGGGCCGGGCUCUGGCCGACUACUACGCCAUCUUGGGCUGUGCGAGCUGCCUAGAGGUUCCGGGCGGUUUGGCUGGAUAAAGGGACGGGGCGAGGGUCAGGUUGGAGCCCGGAGGCGGCGGGAGCAGCGGCGGCGGGGGCAGGAUGAGCGCGGAGGCGGCGGACCGGGAGGCGGCCACCUCCAGCCGGCCCUGCACCCCGCCGCAGACUUGCUGGUUCGAGUUCCUGCUGGAGGAGUCGCUGUUGGAGAAGCAUCUGCGCAAAGCCUGUCCGGAUCCUGCACCAGUUCAGCUUAUAGUUCAGUUUUUGGAGCAGGCUUCCAAACCUUCAGUUAAUGAGCAAAACCAAGUCCAGCCUCCACCUGAUAACAAGAGAAAUCGCAUCCUAAAGCUUCUUGCUCUUAAAGUUGCUGCACAUUUGAAGUGGGAUUUAGACAUAUUGGAGAAAAGCCUGUCUGUUCCGGUGCUGAACAUGCUGCUGAAUGAGCUCCUGUGCAUCAGUAAGGUCCCUCCGGGGACCAAGCACGUGGACAUGGAUCUGUCAGCCCUGCCCCCAACCACGGCCAUGGCCAUCCUGCUCUACAACCGAUGGGCAAUUAGGACAAUUGUUCAAAGUAGUUUUCCUGUCAAACAGGCUAAACCUGGACCCCCUCAACUAAAUGUCAUGAAUCAGAUGCAACAGGAAAAAGAACUGACAGAAAACAUUUUGAAAGUGCUGAAAGAACAAGCUGCUGAUUCUAUUUUGGUCCUGGAAGCAGCUCUGAAAUUAAACAAGGAUCUGUAUGUUCACACGAUGAGAACUCUAGACUUAUUGGCCGUGGAACCAGGCACGGUGAAUGGGGAAACUGAGAAUUCUACGGCUGGGUUGAAAAUCAGAACUGAGGAGAUGCAGUGCCAGGUGUGUUAUGACUUGGGUGCAGCAUACUUCCAGCAAGGCUCCACAGAUUCAGCCGUCUAUGAAAAGGCACGAGAGAAGUUUUUUAGAACUAAAGAACUAAUUGCAGAGAUAGGUUCAUUAUCUCUUCAUUGUACCAUAGAUGAGAAGCGCUUAGCUGGCUAUUGUCAAGCGUGUGAUGUUCUUGUACCUUCUUCUGAUAAUAACUCUCAACAAUUGACUCCAUACAGUGAAGUCCAUAUUUGUUUACGAUCUGGCAGCUAUCAGGAAGUAGUGCAGAUUUUCAUUGAAGAUAACUUAACUUUCACUUUACCAGUCCAGUUCCGACAGUCGGUAUUAAGGGAACUUUUUCAGAAAGCUCAACAGGGAAAUGAAGCUCUAGAUGAAAUCUGUUUUAAAAUUUGUGUUUGCAACACAGUACGGGAUAUACUGGAAGGCAGAACAAUUAGUGUCCAGUUCAAUCAACUAUUUCUUAGACCAAACAAAGAAAAAAUAGAUUUUCUCCUUGAGGUAUGUUCAAGAUCAAUAAACGUAGAAAAAGCUUCAGAUUCUCUGAGAGGAAACAUGGCUGCUUUUCUAAAGAAUGUGUGUCUGGGGUUAGAAGAUCUGCAGUAUGUCUUCAUGAUUUCUUCACAUGAACUUUUCAUUACAUUGUUGAAAGAUGAAGAACGAAAGCUGCUUGUUGAGCAAAUGAGAAAGAGAUCCCCGAGAGUAAAUCUGUGCAUUAAACCUGUGACUUCAUUUUAUGAUAUCCCAGCCUCAGCAAGUGUCAACAUUGGCCAGUUGGAACAUCAGCUUAUAUUAUCAGUGGAUCCCUGGCGGAUUAGACAGAUUUUAAUUGAAUUGCAUGGUAUGACUUCAGAGCGACAAUUUUGGACUGUGUCAAAUAAGUGGGAAGUACCUUCUGUAUAUAGUAGUGUUAUCCUAGGAAUUAAGGACAAUUUAACAAGAGAUUUGGUUUAUAUUCUCAUGGCCAAAGGUUUACACUGCAGUACUGUUAAGGACUUUCCUCACUCCAAACAGCUAUUUACAGCUUGUUUGGAGCUGGUAACAGAGUUCUCACCAAAACUCCGACAGGUUAUGCUGAAUGAGAUGCUACUUUUAGAUAUUCGCACUCACGAAGCUGGCGUGGGGCAGUCAGGAGAGAGACCUCCUUCUGACCUUAUCAGUAGGGUACGAGGAUAUUUGGAAAUGAGGCUUCCCGAUAUUCCUCUUCGUCAAGUUGUAGCUGAAGAGUGUGUUGCUUUUAUGUUAAACUGGAGAGAAAAUGAAUAUCUUACUCUGCAAGUUCCUGCAUUUUUAUUUCAGAAUAAUCCAUAUGUAAAGCUUGGACAGCUUUUAGCAGCCACCUGCAAAGAACUUCCAGGCCCUAAAGAGAGUAGACGGACUGCUAAAGACCUCUGGGAAGUUGUUGUUCAGAUCUGCAGUGUGUCUAACCAGCACAAACGAGGAAAUGAUGGCCGAGUUAGUUUGAUAAAGCAGAGGGAAUCCACAUUAGGCAUAAUGUAUCGGAGUGAACUACUUUCUUUUAUCAAAAAAUUACGGGAACCACUGGUUUUGACUAUUAUUUUAUCACUCUUUGUGAAGCUUCACAAUGUUCGGGAGGACAUUGUGAAUGAUAUCACAGCCGAGCACAUUUCUAUCUGGCCUUCUUCCAUACCUAACCUCCAGUCUGUGGAUUUUGAAGCUGUAGCAAUCACCGUGAAAGAGCUAGUUCGAUAUACACUCAGUAUAAAUCCAAACAACCAUGCUUGGCUAAUUAUUCAAGCGGAUAUUUAUUUUGCAACAAAUCAGCAUUCGGCAGCUCUUCACUACUACCUCCAGGCAGGAGCUGUGUGCUCUGACUUCUUUAAUAAGGCUGUGCCCCCUGAUGUAUAUACAGACCAAGUGAUAAAACGAAUGAUAAAAUGCUGUUCUUUGCUGAAUUGUCAUACACAGGUGGCAAUUUUAUGUCAGUUCCUCAGAGAAAUUGACUACAAAACAGCUUUCAAGUCAUUGCAGGAACAAAACAGCCAUGACGCUAUGGACUCCUACUAUGACUACAUUUGGGACGUGACAAUCUUGGAGUACUUGACUUAUCUUCAUCAUAAAAGAGGAGAAACAGAUAAAAGACAGAUUGCAAUCAAAGCCAUUGGCCAAACAGAAUUGAAUGCAAGCAACCCUGAAGAAGUAUUACAGCUGGCAGCACAGAGAAGGAAAAAGAAGUUUCUACAAGCAAUGGCAAAACUUUACUUUUAAGCAGUUAGUUAAUUUUUUUUUCAAUUUUAUUUUUUAAACAGUGGGCUAAAAGUAAACAGUAUUAAAAGAUUAAGUUUAUAUAAUACAUAUGUACAAUUUAGUGGUGUUUUCUUUUUAGACCAAAACAAACUGAAACAAAUUAGUUUAUAAACAAAUUAUACAAAAACUUCAUAUCUUAACAAUAGUUUAUAAUUUCUUCAAAGAGAGACAAGGUUCAUGUCUGGUAAUCUGGCAGUCUGGUACCAUUUUUUUCUAAUGUAAUUAACUUUUUUAGGCCCAAAUUUCCUUUUCAAAGGCUAACUUAAAAUAUUUAAUGUAUAAGUAGCUAUUCUAUAUACAGCAAGUUUAAAUAAAUAAAUUUCUAGAAGUAUACAUUUAAUAUUUCCUGCCAUAAGAAAAUAGUUUAGGUCAUAUGUUAAAGUUUUAUCAUGUUGACACAGUCCUCAUCUCAUAAUAUGGGGCUUAAAAAUGGACCACCAGUUUUGCAAACAUAAAGCGCCUUAGAGAUAUCUUAGUGCAAUAAAGUGACUUUCUUAUAUAGUUUGAAAACCCAAAUUGUGAUACACAAAGAUUGUAAAGCAACCUUUCCAUCAAGUAAGACCCCGAGGAGAAGAAGCCAAAGCAUUUGUCUCUUGUCUAUAAUUUCUUUGGUUCUCCCAUUUAGAGCACAGUUUAAACAUUUGGUUCAAUGCCUUACUGAUUAAGAAAUAUGGCAAGGCAGACAAACUAGUUAAAAACAGAUUGAACUUUACCAUUCAUAAAAUUCAAGUUUUAUCAUUGUUUGUUACAAACAGCUUUAGAUAAAUUAGUCACUUUAUUACAAAACAACCUUUGUAAAUAAGCUUAAUUUUAUUUUCAAAAACAAAUUGCACCAUUCAAGAGUAUAGGAAUUUAAGAAUAUAAAAUCUAGAUUCAAAGUUCUGUGUCAGCUAAUGUAUCCUUUAAGGUACCACUAGUUUAGUCCAUAUUCCAAUGAUAAAAUUCCUAGUUCAUCAAAAGAAAUACAGUAACACUGGAUUUUAAAGAAACACAGUAACAAACAGAAACAACUGCUAUAGCUUAAAUUGUUGGCUUCCAUCCACUAUCUUGGGAGUGAAGUCACCUUUGUAAACAAGUUCUCUUUUAUAGGAAAUACUUCUUUAGUGCCAAUUUUUUGAAGUUUUUUUGUUUUGUUUCCUUUUGUAGUGCUGGGGAUUGAACCCAGGAUUUUGUGCAUCCUAGGCAUUUAGUGCCAAAUUGACAUAGUUUUUAAGUAAAAGAACGGCAGUGUAACUCCUUAGACAAGGAUAGUCACAGCACUACUUUCCUGUAAAACUCAUUUAUAUGAAACUAUCCAUUAUUUGUUCAAUUCCAGCUUGUUAACUUCAG